Molecule: messenger RNA, 1129 nt
Organism: Musa acuminata subsp. malaccensis (wild Malaysian banana)
Lineage: Eukaryota; Viridiplantae; Streptophyta; Magnoliopsida; Zingiberales; Musaceae
Product: peroxygenase-like
Molecular function (GO): calcium ion binding; monooxygenase activity
Source: RefSeq, a predicted model, not a curated record
CCAGGGGCGGCGGGGACAGGUGGCGCACGGGGUUCGUGCAGUUGUCAGGAAUGGCGCGCCACCGCUUCCCGUCCUUCGGAAACGGCUGCCAUGCACACGCCCACGUUGAGGGCGUCGGGCUCUCCUCGUGUCCGCGCAUAUGCCUGAUCUCUCUUCAACCCUUUCUCUUUUGCUCUCUAUAUCAGGAGCCCGUACUUCCCGGUUAACGGGAGUCAUUGCAUUGUGGGGAUUGUGCCCUGUUUUGUGUGAGCGUGAGAGCGGGGUGGAGGAGGUGAGCGAGGAUGACGGAGUCGAAGGACGCGAUGUUGACGAUGGCGACGCAGGCGCCGGUGACGCUGGAGAGGAGGAUACGGACUGACCUGGAGGAACACCUUCCUAAGCCUUAUCUGUCGAGAGGAUUAGCUGCUCCGGACGUGUAUCAUCCUGAAGGUACAAAAGAGCACAAGCAUCAUCAUCUGAGUGUUCUUCAGCAGCACGUUGCCUUCUUCGACUUGGAUGAUAACGGGAUCGUGUACCCUUGGGAAACCUACGCAGGGUCUCGAGCGAUCGGUUUCAACCCUAUACUGUCAUUGAUCAUGGCAAUUCUAAUCAAUGGAGCCCUGAGCUAUCCAUCUCUUCCGGGUUGGAUUCCGUCUCCCUUCUUUCCGAUAUACAUCCACAACAUCCAUAGAUGCAAGCAUGGCAGUGAUUCGGGAACUUUUGAUGCCGAAGGAAGAUUUGUCCCCGUGAAUUUUGAGAAUAUAUUCAGUAAAUAUGCCCGGACAGAUCCCAACCGGCUUACUUUUGCUGAAAUGUGGCGAAUGACAGAAGGCCAACGAGUUACCUAUGACAUCUUUGGGGGGAUCACAGCGAAGUUGGAAUGGUUAAUCCUCUACCUGCUUGCCAGAGACGAGGAGGGUUUCCUGCCAAGAGAAGCCAUCAGGCGAUGCUUCGAUGGAAGCUUGUUCGAGUACUGCGCCAGCCAGCGAGAGGCAUACGAGAAGACAUAUUAGGCUCAUCUUCUGGAGCAGCAGUGUGUUAAUAAUUUCUUAGUAAUAAUGUUCCUACAACUUCUGGACGCUGGUUGUGUGAGCUAGUGUUUGUAAUUUUAAAUGCUGCAAUGUUGGGAGUCUCUGUUCAUCCUCUGAGA